Messenger RNA from Colletotrichum higginsianum IMI 349063, 876 nucleotides. RefSeq lists its product as uncharacterized. NCBI's taxonomy places the organism in Eukaryota, Fungi, Ascomycota, Sordariomycetes, Glomerellales, Glomerellaceae. The record is from RefSeq and is a predicted model, not a curated record. Gene Ontology annotation, molecular function: ATP binding; metalloendopeptidase activity; ATP-dependent peptidase activity. Gene Ontology annotation, biological process: proteolysis. The coding region runs from base 1 to 876 and encodes 291 amino acids. The transcript has 2 exons.
AUGGCCCCCGUUCCUACUACGACGGCUAGGCAGAGCCUCGCCCACGCCGGCGCCGUUGCCUCGCACCUCUGGAAGCGCGCUGCCGUCGUCGUCCUCCCCGAGGUCGCCCGCGCAACCACCUCCCACGCCCUCGCGCGCCGCAACCUGACCGUCAACCACACCCAGGGUGUCACUUUGGGAAUCAUCGGCGCCUACGCCGUCAUCAUCGCCAUCCUCUGGAACGUCCCCUUCCUCCGCCAGGUCCUGUGGCCCUUUAAGAUGCUCGUCAUCGCCUUCCACGAGUUCGGCCACGCCAUCACCGCCUGCUGCACCGGGGGCAAAGUGCUGUCCAUCACCCUCGACCCCAACGAGGGUGGCGCCACCCUCAUGAAGGGCGGCAAGCAGGCCAUCACACUUCCGGCUGGUUACUUGGGCUCUUCGCUCAUCGGUGGCCUACUCAUUUUCUGCGGGUUCAACAUCAACGCGUCAAAGAUCGCCUCCAUGGUACUGGGCGUCUGCUUUCUGUUGACCCUGUGGUGGGGUAAGAAGGACUGGCUCACGAUUCUCACUGUACUACUCGCGGUUGGCCUGCUGAUCGCGGCCUGGUUCAUCUCACACGCUCAAGCGCUGAGAUUCGUCGUUCUCUUCAUCGGUGUCAUGAGCUCCCUCUACUCAGUCUGGGAUAUCUGUGACGACCUCAUUAUGCGCAAGGUCAACAGCUCCGACGCCAGCGUCUUCGCCCAGCGUUACGGUGGCUCCUCUCGUUGCUGGGGCCUCAUCUGGUCCGUCAUCAGCGUUUGCCUAAUGGCCAUCGCCAUCGUCGCGGGUCUCGCCGCCUUCCCACAGUCCUUCGCCGAACAGGAGAAUGAUUCCAAGAACUUUCUGCCCACAAGAUGA